UUCUAUCUAGCUCCCUUUUAACCCCUAUUGAUCAUCUUCUCCAAUUUAAUUUUCUAAUUACUCUCAUAAAAAUUUUAAAACAAAGAAGAAGAAAAAAGAAAAACUUGUCUUAUGGAUGAAAUUAUUAUUUCUCCUUCUUCUUCUUCACCAAAUUCAAUUACUACUCUUCAACAAAAGCUUCGACUUAUCCUCCAUAAUCUCCAUGAAUGGUGGGCUUACUCCAUUUUUUGGUUGCCUUCUGAAGAUAUCGAUGGAAAUCUUGUUUUCAAAUGGGGAGGUGGCCAUUUACGUGACGCACAGGACGGCGAUAAUGGCGGUGGUGGGGGCAGUCAGCUCAAUAGUUUCGUGUUCGAAGAAGUUUCCAUGGAUCCAGUGGAAGCUGGCAAUUUUGCCGGUUUAGAAUGGUACUACACGGUAUCCAUCAACCAGUCGUAUGGUGCAGUUGAUAAUGUGGUAGGUCGGGUUUUCGGCUCGAGCACAUACAUAUGGUUGACAGCGGACAACGGCCUCUAUUUUUACGACUGUGAACGAGUAAAAGAUGCACGUUUGCGUGGGGUUCAAACGUUGGUUUUUGUUUCUACAUCCAAUGGGGUUUUGGAAUUGGGUUCUUCUGAGUUGAUUAAACAAGACUGGAGUUUAGUUCAGUGUGCAAAAUCACUUUUUGGUUUUACUCUUUUUAAACAAAAAGAUCAUGUGGGUGUUGGCGGAGGAGGAAUGAUUCAACCACAAGCUCCGUCGUGCUCCGGUGUCAUCAAGAGAGAGACGGGCAAUGGUGGAGGAGGGUCGUCCUCCGAUUCCCUCUCUGAUAACUCUGAUGGAAACUUCAUGUCAACUGUAAAUAACAAUAACGUUGGUAAGAAGAGGGGGAAGAGAUCAGCAAAUAAUAAAACAGAGUUGUCUCCGCUGCCGGUAAACCAUGUGGAAGCUGAACGACAGCGACGACAAAAGCUGAACCAACGAUUCUACGCACUCCGAUCAGUGGUUCCAAAUGUAUCAAAAAUGGACAAAGCUUCAUUACUUGCUGAUGCAGCAGAUUACAUCAGGGAGCUAAAGUCCAAGGUUCAAAAGUUGGAGUCUAAGCUAAAACAACCACAACACCAAACUAGUAGCAGCAUGAGUAAUGCAUUUGAUCAGAUCAACCGAAGCACGAUCUCAACGGUCGAGCAAACAACGAUGAGUUACACAAACAACAACAACAACAACAACGUAGAGGUGCGACUUAUUGGGUCGGAAGCAAUGGUGAGAGUUCAAUGUAGAGAUGAAAAUUACCCAUCAGCAAGGCUUUUGAAUGUGCUAAAAGAUUUGGGACUUCAAGUUCAUCAUGCAAGUUUGUCAAGUGUAAAUGAAAUGAUGCUGCAAGAUGUUGUUGUUAGAGUUCCACAAGUGGUAGCCUGGAGAGAAAAGACCUUAAGAACAGCCAUACUUCAAAGACUUGAAUAAUCUUCAUUAUUGUGCAUGAAAUAAUGUUCCUCCCUUUAUUUUUCGGUUUGUUGUUCUAAGUCGAUACGUCUGCUUGUGUUAAGCUUUAUACGUCCGUACGUAUGUUGUUGAAUUUGUGUUAUAGAUCAUGAUAUUGUUGAAACAACAAGGGAUGUCUUUGCUUAUGUAAUAAUUAUCUUUGUUUAUGUUAUAAUUAAUAUGAUGUUGCGUAUCUCUACUUUCAA
Cucumis melo (muskmelon) is the source of this 1664-nucleotide messenger RNA. RefSeq names its product transcription factor MYC1-like. The coding region runs from base 112 to 1440 and encodes 442 amino acids. Gene Ontology annotation, cellular component: nucleus. Gene Ontology annotation, biological process: regulation of DNA-templated transcription. The transcript has 3 exons. Gene Ontology annotation, molecular function: transcription cis-regulatory region binding; protein dimerization activity; DNA-binding transcription factor activity. The record is from RefSeq and is a predicted model, not a curated record. Lineage: Eukaryota; Viridiplantae; Streptophyta; Magnoliopsida; Cucurbitales; Cucurbitaceae.